CCCCGGCCCCCGCCGCGACCUUCGCCGCCGCCGCCGCCGCCGCCGCCGACUUCUUCUCGCGUUCGCAGCCGGCGGGUAUCCGCUCGCCCUCCCGCCCCGCGGCGUCCUCUGCCUCUCGCAGUGGCCAGCAGGGCCAUGGCGAAGAAGACCUCGCAGAACGGCAUCUACAGCGUGUCCAGGGAAAAGAAGGGCUCCCUUCUUGACCCCGCGGACGGGGCUCCCCCGGUCAAGACAGAGGUGGUGGCAGCCAGACUGGGGGGCCCGGGCUCGGGCCCGGGCCCGGGCCUGGCCAUCCCACCCCGGGAGACAUGGACCCGCCAGAUGGACUUCAUCAUGUCUUGUGUGGGCUUCGCUGUGGGCCUUGGCAACGUCUGGCGUUUCCCGUACCUGUGCUACAAGAACGGAGGAGGAGUAUUCCUCAUUCCCUAUCUUCUGAUUGCUCUCCUGGGAGGGAUCCCCAUCUUCUUCCUGGAGAUCUCACUGGGCCAGUUCAUGAAAGCUGGCAGCAUCAAUGUUUGGAACAUCUGUCCCCUCUUCAAAGGCCUGGGCUUUGCCUCCAUGGUGAUCGUCUUCUACUGCAACACUUACUACAUUAUGGUGCUGGCCUGGGGUUUCUACUACCUGGUGAAGUCCUUCACGGCCUCACUGCCUUGGGCCUCCUGCGGGCAUGACUGGAACACUCCGGAGUGUGUGGAGAUCUUCCGCCAGGAGGACUGUGCCAAUGUCAGUGUGGCCAACCUCACCUGUGACCAACUCUCAGAUCAGCGCUCCCCUGUCAUUGACUUCUGGGAAAAGAAAGUACUUCGCCUGUCUUCGGGUCUGGAGACGCCGGGGGAACUCAACUGGGAGGUGACCCUCUGCCUCCUCGCCUGUUGGGUUUUGGUCUACUUCUGUGUCUGGAAGGGAGUUAAGUCAACCGGAAAGAUUGUUUAUUUCACUGCUACAUUCCCGUACGUCGUCCUCCUCGUCCUGCUGGUGAGGGGAGUCAUGCUGCCAGGAGCAUUGGACGGCAUUAUCUACUAUCUCAAGCCUGAUUGGACUAAGCUGGGGUCUCCACAGGUGUGGAUCGAUGCUGGCACACAGAUCUUCUUUUCCUAUGCCAUCGGCCUGGGGGCACUGACAGCCCUGGGCAGCUACAAUCGUUUUAACAACAACUGUUACAAGGACGCCAUCAUACUGGCUCUCAUCAACAGUGGCACCAGCUUCUUUGCAGGCUUUGUGGUGUUUUCCAUCCUGGGCUUCAUGGCCUCUGAACAGGGUGUGCACAUUUCCAAGGUGGCCGAGUCAGGACCAGGACUGGCCUUCAUUGCCUAUCCCCGGGCUGUCACCCUAAUGCCUAUGGCCCCACUCUGGGCUGCUCUCUUCUUCUUCAUGUUAUUGCUGCUUGGCCUGGAUAGCCAGUUUGUAGGGGUAGAAGGAUUCAUUACUGGCCUCUUGGACCUCCUCCCGGCCUCCUACUACUUUCGUUUCCAUCGAGAGAUCUCUGUAGCUCUGUGCUGUGUAGUCUGCUUCAUCAUUGACCUUUCCAUGGUUACUGAAGGCGGCAUGUACGUCUUCCAGCUGUUUGAUUACUACUCGGCCAGCGGCAUGACUUUGCUGUGGCAGGCUUUCUGGGAGUGUGCAGUGGUUGCCUGGGUUUAUGGUGCUGACCGGUUCAUGGACGAUGUUGCCUGUAUGAUCGGCUACCGGCCUUCCCCUUGGAUGAAAUGGUGCUGGUCCUUCUUCACCCCACUGGUCUGCAUGGGCAUCUUCACCUUCCACGUGGCGUAUUACAAGCCACUUGUAUACAACAACACCUACGUGUACCCAUGGUGGGGUGAAGCAGUGGGCUGGUGCUUUGCCUUCUCCUCCAUGCUAUGUGUUCCGCUUUACCUACUCUACCAGCUCCUCGGGGCCAAGGGGACAUUCAUAGAGCGUUGGCGAGACCUGACCCAGCCCGUGUGGGGUCUCCAUCACUUGGAGUACAAGGCUCACGACUCUGAUGUCACCCUGACCCCAGUGUCUGAGAGCAGCAAGGUCAUUGUGGUGGAGAGUGUCAUGUGACCUGCUGUGAAGGGGUGCGGCAAGAAGGGGUGCCCAAAGUGCCCAAAGCCAAUGGGAGAGAGAUGCGCUCUCCCUCUCCUUUGCCUACCCACCCCACCAGCCUCCCUUCUUUUAGCCAUAGUAAAACCCCCUCGCUCCUUUCAACCCCCCUCACUGAGACCCUGGGGAGGGGAAGCCUUUUCUGUAUGAUAUUGAUAGAGGGGACCCGGGUCAGGCUGGGGCCAUGGUGUAUGAGUGCUUGAGUUGAACUGGUUUUCUUUUUUAAAUAAAACACCAAAAAAAUAAAAUUUUAAACACCCACCAAAAUCGAGACCCCACCCCCACCCAUGGCAUCAGUGGCAAUUCUCCCAUGAGUGGGAAUGUUGCCCCCCCACCCCCACCCAUGGCAUCAGUGGCAAUUCUCCCA
Molecule: messenger RNA, 2449 nt
Organism: Sarcophilus harrisii (Tasmanian devil)
Lineage: Eukaryota; Metazoa; Chordata; Mammalia; Dasyuromorphia; Dasyuridae
Gene: SLC6A8
Product: solute carrier family 6 member 8
Exons: 14
Coding region: 136-2043 (635 amino acids)
Biological process (GO): sodium ion transmembrane transport; neurotransmitter transport
Cellular component (GO): plasma membrane
Molecular function (GO): creatine:sodium symporter activity
Source: RefSeq, a predicted model, not a curated record